GGAAGCAGAACCGAUGCGAGCGAAGGGGAAGGACGUCGGUCGCUGUGACAAGGGGAUUCGGUGCGCGAGUUCUUUGCCGAUUGAUUACUCGCUAGCUCUGGAUCUCUGCCCCCGAACCCACCCCGCGCCUCGAUCCGGCCCGCCCCGCCUCCCCUCCCCUCCCCCGGGCGCGCGUCGCCCGGGAGCCCGCAGAGAGCGGCGGCCGGCGAGCCCGGCACCAUUGGCGCGCGCCUCGCGGCCCGGGGCACCGGCGGCGCUUUGUUCGGCGGAUCCGCAGAGGCCUGGUCGCCGGGCGGGCCGCGCGCGAUGGGGCGAUCCAGUCCAAGGCCAUCUCCGGCAGGUCAUGGACCGACAUCGGCGACGUAGACGAGACCUCCGCGGGUCACUCCGUGCUGAUCCGCGGGUUCGCGCAGACGAUCCGCCCGGUCAGCAAGAAGAUGGGCUUCGUCGUGCUGCGCCAGCGCAGGAGCACCGUGCAGUGCCUGCUGGUCGCCAGCACCGACGCCGGCGUCAGCGCGCAGAUGGUUCGCUUUGCCGCCUCGCUCACCAAGGAGAGCAUCGUCGAUGUCGAGGGCAUCGUCACCCCCCUCAAGGAGCCCCGCAAGGAUCUCACACAACUAGUGGAGAUUAGGGUCAGCAAGAUCUAUUGCACCAAUAGGGCGAUCUCCACACUUCCCUUGAACUUUGAGGAUGCAGCGCGUACCAAAGCAGAAUUCGAGGCGGCUGAACAAAAAGGAGUGCCGAUGGUACAUGUUCACCAGGACACACGCUUGAACUAUCGACCUAUCGAUAUUCGGACACCUGCGAAUCUUUCAACCUUCAGUAUCGAACACCAUGUCGAGAACAAAUUCAGAGAAUUUUUGUUCUCGAAGAAUUUUAUUGGGAUCCACACUCCAAAGCUGAUUGGUGGAUCAAGUGAAGGUGGUGCAUCUGUAUUCAAGCUGGAUUACAAUGGCCAGCCUGCUUGCUUAGCGCAAUCUCCACAAUUAUACAAGCAGAUGGCUAUCUGUGGCGGUUUUGGCCGCGUGUUUGAGGUUGGUUCCAUAUUUAGAGCAGAAAAGUCAAAUACUCACAGGCAUCUGUGUGAGUUUAUUGGGCUAGAUGCAGAAAUGGAGAUCAAGGAGCACUACUUUGAGGUUUGUGAUAUCAUAGAUGGCUUAUUUGUAGCGAUAUUUGACCACUUGAAUGAACAUUGUAAAGAGGAACUCAAGGAAAUAAAUAGGCAGAAUCCAUUUGAACCUCUGACGUACCUAGUGCAAACGUUGAAGCUAACGUACGAGCAAGGGAUUCAAAUGCUGAAGGUGUUCAGCAAGGAUUUCUAUACACGCUCAAGAAGGUGGCACGCGUGGAAGUGCAUUGUCGAGUUGCAUCUAACAAGUGUUGCGGGUGCUCAACACCGACCACAAGCUUUCUCCAUCAUUUAUUUGUUCUAUGAAAGGGUGAUACGGAGAAGAAGGCGACCCGAGCGGUAAUGCCAAAAGCAGAGCAAAGCUUGGAGCCUGAUGGUAGGAAAGUUCAUUAUCUUCGAUAAGUGUCACAUGAACUUCAACUGUAUUGAGAAUUUGCACAUUUUCACGCGUUGUUGAGGGUUUUAUGGGAUAAUUGGCGCAUCCAAUAUAUAUUCUAAAUAUGUUUACAUGAUUAUAUGUUUUCUCAAUAAUCUUGUAAUUAAUUUCUAGACGAAAAACAAAAACAUUUCAUGUCAAUUAAUUUUUUAUAGCUUUGAUUA
Molecule: messenger RNA, 1729 nt
Organism: Hordeum vulgare subsp. vulgare (domesticated barley)
Lineage: Eukaryota; Viridiplantae; Streptophyta; Magnoliopsida; Poales; Poaceae
Product: aspartate--tRNA ligase 2, cytoplasmic-like
Exons: 9
Coding region: 438-1472 (344 amino acids)
Biological process (GO): aspartyl-tRNA aminoacylation
Cellular component (GO): aminoacyl-tRNA synthetase multienzyme complex; cytosol; cytoplasm
Molecular function (GO): ATP binding; RNA binding; aspartate-tRNA ligase activity
Source: RefSeq, a predicted model, not a curated record